Molecule: messenger RNA, 2434 nt
Organism: Coccidioides immitis RS
Lineage: Eukaryota; Fungi; Ascomycota; Eurotiomycetes; Onygenales; Onygenaceae
Product: class V chitinase
Exons: 4
Coding region: 424-1572 (382 amino acids)
Biological process (GO): carbohydrate metabolic process; chitin catabolic process
Cellular component (GO): extracellular region
Molecular function (GO): chitinase activity; chitin binding
Source: RefSeq, a predicted model, not a curated record
GGGAUGAAUCCUUAAGGUUGAGAUUUGUUUCCUUCGUCUCCCCUCUAAGCCAGGUAUUCCCACGACGUAUUCCAUAGGCAUUGCGUGCAGGGAACCUGCGUGUCAGUAGGAUCAUCGGCGGCUGACCAAGAUCGUCGUCUUGCCGGGGACGAAGGGGCUGAAAGGAAAGGACUUUCAACCAAGUUCGCGACUUUCUAAGUCUUAGCUCGAUGUACUGACAUGUAGCAUCCAGUGUACCUUCGAAGAGUACACGCAACUCUGCUAUGCUCUCUUACCCAUUCCAAAUCAAGUUCUCCAUCUUUCGCCUUUCUAACUAUCUCCUUUUGAAGUCUCCCGGUCUUUCUUUCUGCCCAUUCAAAGCGACUUUGCAUUUCGCUUUAUCUUCCUUUUCAACCGGUGCCCUGGCAAGGCCAGCUUCGAUGCAUGAUGUUCAAAUACACCGGACCUACCUAUGGCCCCUGGCCCCUAGGAAUCAACGGGGCCACUGGCCAGUCUGACAAUAUUUUGGGCCCAAGUGACAUCUCUAUUUAUUUCAAUGCCGUCUACUACCCCAGCUGGAGGAUCUAUAAAAAGCAGCCUCCGUCGUCGCUGAGGUUGGGAUGCGUGAGCCAUGUGUUUUACGCUUUUGCAUGGGUGAACCCGGACGGCACCGUCAGACUCAGCGAUGAAUGGGCGGAUGACCAAAUGCCUGUGGAUGGCACACAAGGAUGUAUCAGAGCAUUUACUCAACUCAAAGAACAAUACACAGGGAUGAAGGUGAUCCUUUCGAUCGGCGGCGGAGGAACCGGCAGUCAACAUUUCGCCACCGUCGCCAAAGACCCGAUCGCGCUCCAGAACUUUAUACAGAGUGCAAAGAAUAUGGUGGAUCGGUUUGGCCUUGACGGGCUUGAUAUUGACUGGGAACACCCUUCUGACUCGCAGCAAGGAGAAGACUACGUCAAUCUCCUACGCUUACUACGAGAGGGCCUUCCGUGGCCGCAGUAUACGCUAACCACUGCCCUACCGGCAGGAGAGUGGGCCUUGAGGCACAUCAACCUCAUCCACGCCCAAUGCUACGUCGAUCUAAUCAAUCUCAUGACCUAUGAUUUUUCAGGUCCCUGGACACCUCAUAGUGGUCAUCAAUCCCAGCUAUUUUCCCCUCAUACCCCGCAUAGCGAGGCGGCAGGAAUCAGUUGUCACUCUGGCAUAUCAUACGUGCUCGCGCAGGGUGUUCCGUCGAGUAAAAUUCUCCUCGGCAUAUCCGUAUACGGUCGAGCGUUCCCGGGAACGACGGGGGUCGGACAGACACACUGCAUUAGCAAUGAGACGCCCGAAGACAAAAUUGUGUUCGAUUAUUGUGACUUACCACUGCCAGGUAGCGUAGAGCAGCACGAUGACCGUUUGUGUGCAGCAUUCUGCGUGGAUCGUAACAUGGGGUUUGUUUCAUACGAUUCGACAAGGACAGUGGUGCAGAAAGCAAAGUUUGUGAGGGAGAUGGCACUAGGAGGUUUGUUUUAUUGGCAUGUUGCGGCGGAUGCAGUUGGGAAAAGGAGUCUGGUCGCGGCGGGGUACAGUGCACUACAUGAUUUGUAGUUUCAGAAAAAAAAAAUAUUAAAAAAAUAAUAAAGUGUGCAGUACUAUCGUUUUAAGUCAUUUCGCGUGUACAGCUGCUGCCAUUAUUCAUUAUUACGCACUAUAUACAACUCUCAUGUAAGCAUAGAGUGCUCUCAACAGGCAUAUGCAAGCCUAGUAGGGUAUCCAAACAUUUAUCGCAUACAGUACCACGGACACCCACGGACAGCAUGUCAGAUGCCUGUGGGGCGGGGGGAGCAUUUGGCAGAUAUUUCCAAUGUAAAAUCUGGUUCCAACUCCCCAAAAGAAAAGCAACAUCAUCGUGGUUUAUGAACCAUGAAUAAGGUAGGUAGGCACAUGUGUGGAUAUGUGACCUUUUCCCGGUAUGUUAUGUAUGUAUACAGAUAGCCAGCCUCCGAAUAAACCGACCAAGAUAUAUGCAUUAUUCUGGCCCCGAAAGAUUAUACAGCAUUCCGGCUUGGGAUGCUUUGAUAUGGACGAAGUGAAAAAUAAUAACAAUAAGAACACCAAUUAUGGGAUAUAUAAAAGUAUAAAAAUGGGCAAAAUGGGCGGAGUGAACAAGAGGGGAGGGGUGUUUACUCGAACAACACCGCUCCGACAUUCAAGUCCACAUGGAGUCGGUUGGAGGCUAAGGCCUUAGUAUAGUAAGGGAGAUCCUCGCCGUUGUACCUGGCCGACUCUCCGACGAUCUCGAUAGGGAGGAUGCCGUCUCGGUAUGGGGCGUUUCUGCCAGCAAUGAGGCCGAGGACCUUGGCUUGGUUGACUUUGGACGUCAUUUCGACGUUGUUGUCACCGGGGCGGAUGACGACAUUGUUCAUGAAGGAUUGGCCAAUGGGUUCACCGUCCACGGAGAGGUUGAGUG